Anolis carolinensis (green anole) is the source of this 6633-nucleotide messenger RNA. It is a transcript of the gene pirt, whose product is annotated as phosphoinositide interacting regulator of transient receptor potential channels. Bases 171 to 614 code for a protein of 147 amino acids. The transcript has 2 exons. NCBI's taxonomy places the organism in Eukaryota, Metazoa, Chordata, Lepidosauria, Squamata, Anolidae. Gene Ontology annotation, cellular component: plasma membrane. The record is from RefSeq and is a predicted model, not a curated record. Gene Ontology annotation, biological process: positive regulation of cation channel activity; phosphatidylinositol-mediated signaling. Gene Ontology annotation, molecular function: transmembrane transporter binding; phosphatidylinositol bisphosphate binding.
CACUCAGCGCAGAUGAUAUCAGAGAGGGAUAGCUGAGGCUGGCAGCAAAGCUACUUAGGAAAUCAGCAACAUCCACUUAGGACACAUUCCAUGCCUGUACAAAGCAGUGAGCCAACUGCAAGGAGCCUCUGGGCAUCGUAAAUUUUAACGUGACUCUAAAGCUGAUAGUCAUGGAAAUCCAACCAAGAGAAAACCAAGAGGAUGGAGAAAAGUCCCCCGAAUCCAAGGACCUGCUGACCAGCCAGACAGCCAGUACCUUGUGCAUCAGCUCACGCAGUGAAUCUGGAUGGAGCACUCCACCACUGAACAAGUGGGAUGUUUACCAUAAGCCAGUCAUUGUCUUGUCAGUGGGUGGAGCUGUCUUCCUCUUUGGUGUGGCUAUCACCAGCCUAACCUGCCUCACUGUGGACAAAAAUAUCACCAUAGCAAACAACACAAUAACGAAAAACACAACCAAAGAGGUAUUUAAAUUGUGUGGACCAGCCUUCCUGUCCCUUGGCCUCAUGUUGCUCGUUUGUGGGCUUGUCUGGAUCCCUAUCAUCCGCAAAAAACUGAGACAGAAGCAAAAGUACCACAUUCUUCAGAGCAUUAAGUCUUUCUUCCUUAACCGCUGAAGGCAAGUUUGGCUGCAAGGAGGAAGAGAACUGUGUGUGAUCAGGACAAGGCCCAGUGUCCAUUCUAUCAAUCUACAAAUCUGAAAGGGUGUUACUCCUAAUCCCCUACUCUUCGCUCUCUUUAUAAGGGAUUAAUCCACCGCUUGGCAAAGGAACUACUGAAUGGUUUGUAUUAGUUCAGUAAAUAAACUACACAUUCUCCACAAGACUAUCCCAUGUUAGUGACACCGGGACUAAAACUGCAAAACAGAUGCCACACCAAUUGUUUCAACUAAUUGGUACCUUGUCACACAGAAUUUUGUUUAAAGGACACUUAAGUUUUUAUUACUAUACAAGGUUUGGAUAGCAGGAACCUGUGCCUAUGACCAAUAUUGCCCCCAAUGUGACUAAUAGAGAUUGCUUCUCUGAGAAAGCAGUAAGGUAUUUCUUAUAUGAAAUGGCAUCAGGUUUUAAAAACAAAUGCACAAAAAAUUGCUCACAGAAAUGGUGCUAAGUUUACAAGACAGUUUCAUUGGCUACUUUUUGUUUCAUUCUGUUUUCCUUCAUGAAAGGAAGCCAUUCUACAAGCUGACAGUUUUGUGAGAGCAAAAUGAUCUAUCAUGAAAAUUUCUCUGAUUAUCCACAGGAGAAUGUCUGAUGUUUCCCAGCAGGUAUAGGCUUACUUAUCAGACCCUGGAUUCCCAAAUCAGAAUCAAAUGCUCUCAAAAGAAGAGACAAUAGUAGUCAACAUUGUAAAAGAAAGGGUCUGGCAGUUAUGUUAUUACAGCAGAAAUGGCUGGUUGUUUGGUAAGGAAAUUGGCUUUGUGUACAAAAUAUGCUUUCUCCACCUAAUCUAAUGAUGGCCAUGAGUUACAGAUUCCUCACAUUUGUAUUCACCAUCCCAUCACCAAUCCUAUGACGAUCUUCAGGACAAGGAGGAAUUAUGACAGGGGCUUCACUUCUCAUUGUUGCACCGGAUAUUGCUCACAGGAGGGUUGUGGGAACAUCAAUGUACUGCAUCCAAAUUGAGAAAACAAACCACUGUUGUUUGCUGCAGAUGAUACCCAAUAAGGCAGGAUUAGACCAGGAGACACUACUUAAUCAAUUAUACUUAACUAAUCUAGGAUUUUGGUGAGAGUUUCCAGCAAUGAUGCAACACAAACCUACAGUGAACCAAAACAGAUCCAAGGACAACUACCGGUAGGAAGAAACAUGAAUCUGUCAAGUUUAUUCACUUAUCCCAGACUCAUAAUGAAAAUCAUGACUGUGAAGUCAAUUUUCCAUGAAUAUCUGGAAAGGUUGAAAGACUCGGAAGUUUAGAAUGCUUUCUUCACCAAUUCGAACACCUUCUCUUCAUUCUUUGAAAGAAUAUCAUGGUCAAUGUCUUGCAAUCCCAUGAGAAACAUUCCUCAUUACAAUCCAAAAUCGAGUAGAGCUACAUGGCCCUUGAAAACUCCACUGUACACAGAGAACAAAUGCAAAGGGGGAGAGUGGAAAGAAGAAAGAAAGAGACACAGAGAGAAAAAUAGAAAGGUAGGGGUAGAGAGAAGUGCUUUGGACUUGGCAAGCACAAAGGAAAUUUAAACGACUUGGGCACUGGAGAGUAGGCAGGAGUGGUGAGAGAUCUGUGCAGAGGUCGCACUCACAUUGUCACUGGGGAUUAUCUCAAAAAUUGUUUCAAAGGCUAUUGAACUGUGCUGUUUGAUGAAGCAUUAGGAUAUUUAUUUAGAACAAAUCAGAAGUACAACCCAGAGAUGUUAUUCCUUAAAGAAGCCGUAAUGUUGCAAGAUUUUCCUGUAGCUGCCUUUUAGAUAUCAUUCAGGCUUCUGGAUUAUACCAAAGUGCAUCCUUUAAGUGCUGCUUCACAUAUUCUUUGCCUUCCUUCCAAAAUGCAUUUCUUAGGUGUCCCCACUUGCACUUAUAGACAAAAUGUGAUUUCCUAGCACUAUGAAAGCUGAUCCCAACCAACUGUUCUAUGUUUGCAACCUAUGUUAGACCGUGCAUAAGGAACAGAAAGGGUAUUCUCUUAUGGCUUUUUUCUGUCCCAUAUCCACCGCACAACCCAGAGUUAAGUAUUAAUUUUCUUCAAGACCUAGUGAGAUUGGGUGGUCCUACAAAUGCAUCAGCUUGGACAAUGACUAUGAGAUUAGAGGCUAUGAUUUUAAAUCAGUUAUUUAAAUGUAUGUAUUGGGUUUUAUUUAUGAUUUUAAUGUUUAAUGUGCUGUAUAUUUACUUGCUUUUAUGUUUAUGGCAUUGAAUUGCCAAACUGGAAGCCGCUCUGAGUUCCCUUCAGUGUGAGAUAGAGUGGGGUAAAAUGCAGUAAAUAAAUAAAUAGUAAUACUGUUUGGAUAGAUGAGACACUGCCCCUCUAACUGCCAUACCUUCACCCACCAGCAAGUGGGCGUGACAUCUGUUUAGAGCCUACAAGUGAGGACAUUAGGUGGCAAAUCAGAAUUGGUCCUAACUCUGACAAUCAAUUUACUUUGCCUCUGGUGAUCCUUGCCUUCUAGGUCUACUUGCCCAGGUGAGAAUCAGUUGGUAUUCUGUCCUAUUCCAUCCAUCAGAGGAAAAAAAAAAGUAGCUUCUCUGACUCAAUAGCACUCUUUCUCUUAUGUCUUCUGCUCCCCCAUCCCUCUCAUCUCUCUUCUGUCAGGGUUGAAGUCAAAUGGUGGAGAAUGAGAUGCCGAUUUCCUAAUUCUCAUUCUCUGGCCAUGUCUAAGUCUCUAUUUUCUGUUAACAUUAUCUCUUUCAAUAUUCUGAAAUCUUGAGCAUCUAACAGAUUCCAGGGGCUAUUCCAUGCAACUGAAAAACAUUUUUAAACAAAAUCCCUCUCUUUAUAUUUUAUGCUUCCCAUGAAAUUCCUAUAAACCCAAAUUCAGCACCAAUUCUGGCCACCCUGAACAUGGGAAUAUGACUUGAGCAUUGAACUAUGAUUAUGGAGACCAGCGUUGGAAUCCCUGUUCAGCCGUGAAAACCUUCUGGAUGAUCUUGGCAAGCUACAUUCUCUCACUCUCAGAGGAAAGCAAUAGCCAGCGUCCUCUGAAUAAACCUCGACAAGAAAAUCCUAAGAUAGGUUUGCCUUAGGUUUGCCAUAAGUCAGAAAUGGUUUGAAGGCAAACAAUGGUAAGAAAGUGUAUGCACAGGCCAACAGGAUAGUCCUUUAAGGAUUAUGUGCAUUAUUAUGCCCCAUUGCAAGCUAUGGAAAGCCAUAGCUAGUCAAUGUAUGAACAAGUACACAAAACGGCCUUGUGGUCAGUCUGUGCUGCUGGCAAUGAUCCAUGUAUCCAAGACUAAGACCAACAGAACCUCAUGGCUCUCAUAGAUCCACAAGAAAAUAUCACAGUCACUAUGCAUAUGUCAUUUGGAGGUAGAAUUAAAGUGUCCAGAAUUGGGGAAAUGUAGCAUCUUCCUAACAGGAUCAUAACAACAAAUGAUAAAGUUUAUAACUUGCAGGACAGAAGAACAGAAAUUAGUAUAUAGCAUCAGGAAUUACCAUCAAAAUGAACUAAAGAGUUGGGAUCAUUUCUAGCGAACAGGGAAAACCAAAGUUCCUUGCUUCCAUAUUUUGGCACUGUCAGUAAUUUCACGCAAGAUGUAUAGCAAUCUACAUCAAAGCCAAAAUAGCAGUCAGUAAGACUUAGAAAUAUGAAAAUAUUUAAGUACAACCCUAUGUAUGAAUGUAUGAAUGUCUACCCAAUGUCACUCUCCAAUAAGUGCACAUAGGAUUACAAUACAUCCUUCAAUGGUUCCAAUUUGGCAAGGAUAGUCCCAUGAAUCCUAUACAGUCCUCCUUCUUUUUUGAAAAAAUGCUCCAGUUUCUGUCUCCUCCUCCUCUUUCCCCCCCUUUGUCCUCAGUUUAUUCCAAUUGCUGCAAAUUCAAUAGUCUGUACUCAAUUAGCUCAGCAGAGGAAGGGGAGAAAGUAAGGCAGAUGUUCCCCUCACAACAGUCAGGCAAAAGCAAACUGCUGAAGUCCCUACUAGAAUGUGUAUUCUUCUUUCUUAAUAACUUUUGUCAUAUUGACUACAUUCCAGUUCUGUUUGUCUAUUUAUGUCUCAAUUUCUGUCUAUGAAAUAUUCAAGGGUAUAUCAUUUCAGAGCUUGACGACUGCAACAGAGCUUGUGGUCAGUUCUCCCACCCAGACAUUGUGGGCUGAACAAGUGCAUUAGGAACAUCAGGUCAGCCAACUGUGACUGGAAAGUGACAGACAAUAUAUUCUGGUUUAUAUUUCAGUUAUUCUUGUGUAUUGGGGGCCUGCUUGUGGUUACAUUGCAAAUUGCUGCUCCAAGAACUGAGGUUUAUCAUCCUUUCUUCCCCCUCCUUCCCAAAAUUGGGUUUCUGGCCACUUUGGGGUGCCAGAACCUCAGGGGUACAAAAGUGCUUUGAUGUCUGCAUGCAACCCUCAGACCACAAAUCUUUGGAUUACAGCCUCAACUACAGACAGGCUUUAAAUUCCAGACUUACAGGAUAAAGAGGAAUUUGACAAUUGACUUGAUUUAUGUGCUCAAUUUGCCACAAUGCCUUAAUGUAGUCUUUUGUCUUUUCUCAAAAAGUGAUUCCAUAAUUGUGCAUCAUUCUCUUCUGCUGCUAUUAGGCUGGGCCCUGCUGGCAGAAUCUCCCUUUAAAAGAGCUGAUCAGAGUGGGAAAGGGUGGGGAACGCUAAUGGGAGUAUGCAGUGCACUUUCUGUAACUCUCUGGGAAAACAUGAGGGAAUCUGGCAGUCAGAGACAGUAAAAUUUCCAUUCAGGAGGCCAGCAGCUGCUGAAAUCUGAGCACACUAAGUGUUUCCUGAUGCUUACCACCACACUGGCAUUGCUACCACUCUCCUGGGAAUCAAUGCUUUCAAAUUACUGUGCUGCUACAGACUUUCUGAUUGGCAGUUGAAUCAAGCUCAGAAAACCACUGCCCUUUUGGAAGGGGUUCAGAAAUAGGUGGGUGAACAGAACAGUGUAAUAGUGAGGGAACCAACUAUUUCUUCACACACAGAUAUAUCAAGAAUCCCAAACAUAGAGGACUCUGAACAGAGGACCCACCCACAGUAUUUUGCUUCCUGAGACAAAUAAAAGAUGGUUCCCCCAGCAUUUCAUGAACAGAAGCUGGAAGUUGAACCUCACAUUUUACACCAGCACCUGAGGUCAACAAGCCUCCUUUGAUGGGUACUGGGCAGGCACGCCAAUAGCCUUCAUAAUUGGGAAUGGCCAGGGAAAUCCAUGAAAGGAACAGCUAAGUCACUGAUUUUCCACUUCACCUCCCAGCAUCUGCCACCUGAAGUGGCUGCCUUGCUCUAUCACAAAUAGUUAUCUGAAUGAUUGAUUUAUUGUUAAUGAUUGAAAGAAUAACUUAUGGGAUAAUCUGUCCCAUAUCUCACAGUAAUGGCUAGCCUUGACUGGCACCAAAAUUUGGGGAAGUGAGCAACCUUAGGCAAUAUAACCUUGCUUUGGUCACGAUUCUGCCCAGAAGCAGCACUUACAAUGAGCUGGUAAUCCCUCUUCCUUCUCUGUUCCACUGUAAACUCCCAAAACACUCGACAACUCAGUGCCUAGAAGUGAACCAAACAGCGAAUAAAGAUUUUCAUCUUGUUCUUCUUCAAAGGAGUUCAAUGUGCCUUGUCAGUUCUUCCCCUACCAAUACUAUCUCCAGGACCACUUUGUAAGGUAGGUUAAGGUGGAAAAUACCAACUGUCCAAAAGUAAUCCAAACAUCUUGAUGGCUUUCAGAGAUUUGAAUCUGGUUCUCUCCAGUCCUAACCUGACACACUAAAAUACUGCUGUGUCACAAUGUCUCAAGCAAGAUUCCUCUUCCUGCAGAGGAGAUGGUUGGGAAAACCCUGAAUUUGGGACAAUUGCACCACAUAUCAUGAGAUAUUCUAAGCUCUGCUGUUAUAAACUUCCAUAUUGUUCCCAACUGGAAAUGCAAAAACCUGAAAUAUGCUGUCCUUUUCUAAACGUAUUUUAGUUUAUGCUUCUGCUGAAAAUGCGUGUUUUGUAUCUAUGGCAGGACUUGUUCUGAGAAGCGAAUAAAUCCUUUGUUAAUGAACCUUGUA